This is a messenger RNA of Paramisgurnus dabryanus, 1866 nucleotides long. It is a transcript of the gene agxt2, whose product is annotated as alanine--glyoxylate aminotransferase 2. Gene Ontology annotation, cellular component: mitochondrion. Gene Ontology annotation, molecular function: L-alanine:glyoxylate transaminase activity; pyridoxal phosphate binding. The record is from RefSeq and is a predicted model, not a curated record. Lineage: Eukaryota; Metazoa; Chordata; Actinopteri; Cypriniformes; Cobitidae. Gene Ontology annotation, biological process: glyoxylate catabolic process.
CAAACACUAUCUUUUCAGGGAAAAAUCUCGGCUUCUUCACACUUUUUGCAUUUUGCAGGGAGCCAAGUGUUAAAAUAAAACAGCAGAAAUGCAUCAAGUUUUGUUUCGGAUAAACAGCCGGCGUUUGCUGGGGAAAACACGCUCAUUUAAUGCAGGAGAUGUGUUUGUGAAACUCCACAGAUGGAGCGGUGUGUUAAGUCAAAGGUCAGCUGUGAAUCACCCCUCAGCUGAACUGCCUGAGAUGCCUGCAUGUGACUUUAAACCUGAACCAUACCAGGGCAUGUCUAAAGAACGUCUGCUAGAAAUCAGGAAACAAAACUGUAACCCUAUGACCAUGAAGAUAAUACACUACAAAAAGCCAGUCUAUAUAAACCAGGGCUAUAUGGAGUGGCUUUGGGAUGUGGAUGGAAGACGCUAUCUGGAUUUGUUCGCCGGGGUGGCCACUGUGAGUGUCGGACACUGUCACCCAAAAGUGACCGAAGCGGCAGAGAAACAGCUAAGGCGUGUAUGGCACACGACGCCCAUCUACAUUUACCCACAACUGCAGGAGUAUGCAGAGAAACUGGUGUCCCUUUUGCCGGACCCUCUAAAGGUUGUGUAUUUCACUAACUGUGGUUCUGAGGCAAAUGACCUCGCAGUGCUAAUGGCUCGGCUUCACACUGGAAAUUAUGACGUCAUAACACUCAGGGGCUCGUAUCAUGGUGGCAGUCCACAAGGAACAGGUCUCACAUCUAACGCAACAUAUAAAUUUCCCGUCCCUUCCUCUCUGGGCUGCUACAACACUAUGUGUCCAGAUGUGUUCAGGGGUCCAUGGGGAGGCAGUCAGUGUAGAGACUCUCCAAUUCAAACCACGCGACAGUGCAGCUGCUCACCAGGUCACUGUCAGGCCAAUGAUAAAUAUAUUGACCAGCUUAAAGAGACGUUUGACACAAGUGUUUCGUCUCGUAUCGCUGCAUUUAUUGGAGAACCAAUUCAGGGCGUUGGUGGAGCUGUUCAAUACCCUAAAAACUACCUGAAGGAGACCUUCCAGCUUGUUCGGGAGAGAGGUGGAGUCUGUAUCGCAGAUGAGGUACAGACUGGCUUUGGGCGCACAGGAAGUCAUUUUUGGGGGUUUCAGGGACAUAAUGUAAUUCCAGACAUGGUUACUAUGGCAAAGGGCAUUGCUAAUGGGUUCCCAAUGGGUGCUGUGGUCACCACAGCAGAGAUUGCCAGUUCAUUUGCAAAGGGAGUUCAUUUCAACACAUUCGGGGGUAAUCCACUGGCCUGUGCAAUUGCAUCUUCAGUAUUAGAUACGAUUAAAGAAGACAGGACGCAGGAGAACAGUGCUAAUGUGGGGACCUACCUGAUGACGGAGUUGGCCAAACUCCGGGAUAAGUACGAGAUCAUUGGUGACGUACGAGGAAAAGGUCUUAUGAUCGGGAUAGAGAUGGUCAAAGAUAAGGUCAGCAAAGACCCUCUCCCUUCACAAGCCAUGGCUGAGAUUUUCGAGGACACUAAGGACAUGGGUGUGCUGAUCGGAAAGGGCGGGCUGUACGGACAGACGUUCAGAAUCAAGCCGCCUAUGUGCAUAACUAAAGAUGAUGCAGAUUUCUUCAUCGCCGUGUUUAACCAGGCUGUGCUCAACUACAUGGAGAGAAGAUAGGACAUCCACAACAUUCAAUAUACAUACUGGAUUUAACUUACCAUACAGAAAAAAAAAUUACCAACAGGUCUAAAGACCUAAAAAUCAACUUACCUGGCAUCUAAAGGGACACUCCACUUUUCUUUUCUUUUUGAAAAUAGGUUCAUUUUCCAGCUCCCCUAGAGUGAAACUCUUUUUUUAGAAUCCAUUCAGCUGAUCUCCGGGUCUGGCGGUACCACUUUUAG